Molecule: messenger RNA, 1016 nt
Organism: Drosophila mauritiana
Lineage: Eukaryota; Metazoa; Arthropoda; Insecta; Diptera; Drosophilidae
Gene: Sgf29
Product: SAGA-associated factor 29
Exons: 4
Coding region: 71-940 (289 amino acids)
Cellular component (GO): SAGA complex
Source: RefSeq, a predicted model, not a curated record
GUUUUUGUUUUCCUUGCAAAGAUAAACAAAGUGCUCAAAAAAACAAAUUAUUGUUAUAAUUACGAAAAACAUGCCACUAACUGCGGAGAGUGCCGCCCAACAGAUUCAGGAUCGCCUGAAGGUCAUUCAACAAAACAUCCACAAUGUGGACGAGGAGCGUCGUCGGGCGGAGAACUCCAUUGCCAGUCUGGUGCGAUCUCUGCAUGCCACCAAUCAGAAGGUUAAGCCCCUGCUCAAGGCCAGUUUAAUUGAGGCUGAGCAGGAGGAGGCCACAAUCCGAGCCGCACUGGCCAAAAUUCACGAGAUUCGGAGCAUUCGCAACGAGAGGCGCAUACAAGCUCGCAACGCUGGAAAUAAGGAGGCCAUUCGACGAGGAGCCCUCAUGAAAAUGGUGCAGCUCUCAGCGCAAACGUUGCCUCUAUUCGUUGGCAAACUAGGAGAACGGGCACCAGCUCUAUGUGGUGCCAUUCCCGCCGAGGGGAACUAUGUGGCCAAGGUUGGCGACAAUGUUGCCGCCUUAGCCAAGGGAAUUGAUGAGGAGGAGAACUGGAUACUGGCUGAAGUGGUGCAGUUCCUGCACCGUCAAAACAAAUACGACGUGAUCGACAUUGACGAGGAGCAAAAGGAUCGCCAUGUGCUGAGCAAGCGAAAGGUCAUCCCGCUGCCUCUGAUGCGUGCAAAUCCCGAGACCGAUGGUCACGCCCUAUUCCCCAAGGACACAGUGGUAAUGGCGCUAUAUCCACAGACCACCUGCUUCUACAAGGCCAUUGUCCAUCGCCUGCCGCAGACCGCCACCGAGGAUUACGAGGUGCUAUUCGAGGAUUCCUCGUAUAUGAAUGGCUAUGCAGAACCCUUGCCGGUGGCCCAGCGCUAUGUGAUUGCAUAUCGUCCAACGAAAAAGGGGGCUGGCAGUGGCAGCGGGAAUCUAUCAUCAGCAUAAAAAUGUAUUAUCUUAGCUUUUAGAAUUAAAUGUAAUUGUAAUAAUAGCUCCAAUUAAAAUUGUAAUCAAUUCACAA